Drosophila bipectinata is the source of this 879-nucleotide messenger RNA. RefSeq names its product 6-phosphogluconolactonase (gene Pgls). Gene Ontology annotation, molecular function: 6-phosphogluconolactonase activity. The record is from RefSeq and is a predicted model, not a curated record. Lineage: Eukaryota; Metazoa; Arthropoda; Insecta; Diptera; Drosophilidae. Gene Ontology annotation, biological process: pentose-phosphate shunt; carbohydrate metabolic process.
AUAGUUUUUAGGUAAUCGACUUCGACAGGUCGACUUUCGUUAUCAAAACUCAUUUUUAAUUAAACAUGUCCAAGCGCAAGAGUCCGUUGAAGGUGAUCUCGGUCGACUCGGAGAACGACCUGGUGCAGAGCCUGGGCGAUCUUCUGAAACGGCUUGCCAAUGAGGCAUCCACCAGGCAAGGACAGUUCUAUGUCGGGCUUUCGGGUGGCUCGAUGGUCAAGCUGCUGACGAAGGCGUUGAUUGAGUCCGAUCUGGACACCAGCCUCUGGCUUUUCUUCUUUUGCGACGAGCGAUAUGUUCCAGAAAACAGUGAACACAGCACCUACCACGCUUACAAGAAGCAGUGGGCCAACGAGCUUCCCUCCAUUCGAGACGAACAGUUUAUAAAGGCCAAUACCCUGUUAGAUCUGGACAGCUGCGCGGAAGACUAUGAAGUAAAGAUCAGGACGGAGGUCCCGAAGACGGGCUCGCUGCCCCAGUUCGAUCUGCUGCUCCUGGGCAUGGGACCCGACGGUCACACGUGCUCCUUGUUCCCAGAGCAGCCGGAGUCUCUGCGUCAGGACGCACGACUGGUGAUCCCCAUUCGAAACUCGCCCAAGCCUCCUCCGGAGCGGAUUACCUUCACCCUGCCGCUGAUCAACAAUGCCAGGCAUGUGGCCUUUGUAGUAACGGGCGCUGAAAAAGCUACUGUGGUCCAGGACGUUUUUGUCCAUGUGGAUAAGACUUUCCCCUCCGCCUGGGUGGAUCCUGAAAAUGGAGACUUGACUCUGAUUGUGGAUGAAAAUUCUGGAAAAUAUGUUCGUUCCUUGAGCUCUUAACUUUAAUAAAUCAUUUUUGUUAAUUAUUUUUUAUUAAAAAAAGGAAAAUGAUAAAAAAAAA